AUGAAGAAUGCUAAUGAGAGCAAAUCCUAUACUAUAGUGAUUAAAUUAGGUUCUUCAUCGCUAGUAGAUGAAAAAACUAAAGAACCUAAGCUAGCUAUCAUGUCGCUCAUUGUCGAGACUGUGGUCAAAUUGAGAAGAAUGGGACACAAGGUCAUUAUUGUGUCCAGUGGUGGUAUCGCGGUUGGUUUGAGGACCAUGCGUUUGGAUAAGAGACCAAAACAUUUGGCAGAAGUUCAGGCCAUCGCAGCUAUUGGGCAGGGUAGAUUGAUUGGGAGAUGGGAUCUUUUAUUUUCCCAAUUUGAUCAACGUAUUGCCCAAAUUUUAUUGACUAGAAACGAUAUUUUGGACUGGACGCAAUAUAAGAACGCUCAAAACACAAUCAAUGAAUUGUUGAACAUGGGUGUUGUUCCUAUUGUGAACGAGAACGACACGUUAUCCGUUAGAGAAAUCAAGUUUGGUGACAAUGACACUUUAUCAGCAAUUACUUCUGCUUUGAUCCGUGCAGAUUAUCUUUUUUUACUGACAGAUGUUGAUUGUUUAUAUACUGAUAAUCCAAGAACAAAUCCAGACGCUAUGCCUAUCUUGGUUGUCCCAGAUCUCUCCAAGGGUUUGCCAGGCGUCAAUACUACUGGUGGUUCAGGCUCGGACGUUGGGACAGGCGGUAUGGAAACUAAAUUGGUUGCUGCAGACUUGGCAACCAAUGCCGGUGUUCAUACCUUGAUCAUGAAAAGCGAUACCCCUGCAAAUAUAGGGAAAAUUGUCGAGUACAUGCAAACUCUAGGACUCGAUGAUGAAAAUAAAAUUAGAAAAGCAUACGAUGGUGACCUAACGCAACUGCAGAAAAGAGAAUUAGAGAAGUUAAAGGCCCUAAACGUUCCGCUACAUACAAAAUUCAUUGCUAACGACAAUAAACACCAUCUGAAGAAUAGAGAGUUUUGGAUUUUACAUGGCCUUGUCUCUAAAGGCGCUAUUGUUAUAGACCAAGGCGCAUACGCAGCCCUAACAAGGAAAAAUAAGGCGGGAUUGUUGCCAGCAGGUGUUAUUGAUGUUCAGGGUACUUUCCAUGAGUUAGAAUGUGUUGAUAUAAAAGUUGGGAAAAAGUUACCAGAUGGCACAUUAGAUCCAAAUCUUCCUUUGCAAACUGUAGGGAAGGCAAGAUGUAAUUAUACGAGUACCGAAUUAAGCAAGAUCAAAGGUUUGCACAGUGACCAAAUUGAAGAGGAGUUGGGCUAUAAUGACAGUGAAUAUGUUGCUCAUAGAGAAAAUUUGGCAUUUCCACCUCGUUAA
Saccharomyces paradoxus is the source of this 1287-nucleotide messenger RNA. It is a transcript of the gene PRO1, whose product is annotated as glutamate 5-kinase. Bases 1 to 1287 code for a protein of 428 amino acids. Gene Ontology annotation, molecular function: ATP binding; glutamate 5-kinase activity; RNA binding. NCBI's taxonomy places the organism in Eukaryota, Fungi, Ascomycota, Saccharomycetes, Saccharomycetales, Saccharomycetaceae. Gene Ontology annotation, cellular component: cytoplasm; cytosol. The record is from RefSeq and is a predicted model, not a curated record. The transcript has a single exon.